UUUUUCUUUGAUUUUGUAACUGAUUUUAUUCAUCCUUAUAUUGAGCAAACAUCUAGUCCAUUCGGCGAAGGAGAAAAAUGGCAGCAGAAGGAGUGAGCCUGAACCAUAUAUCACGAGAAUCCACCGAUAUCAAACGUCUCGCCCAAUUCUACAAAGAGGUUUUUGGAUUCGAGGAAGUGGAGAGCCCUGUGUUCGGAGAGUUCAAGGUUGUGUGGCUGCGCCUUCCUUCCUCUCUUCUCUAUCUCCACGUCAUCGAGCGGAACCCAAACAACAACCUCCCUGAAGGUCCAUGGAGUGCCACCGCACCCGUUGUUGACCCCUCCCAUCUCCCUAGAGGCCACCAUCUCUGCUUCUCUGUUUCCAAUCUUCAAUCCUUACUUCAAACUCUCAAGGACAAGGGUGUUGAGACUUUUGAGAAAUCACUGCCUAAUGGGAAGAUCAAACAAGUUUUCUUUUUUGACCCUGAUGGUAAUGGUUUGGAGGUUGCAAGUAAGGAAGACUAGCUCAUCAUAGUUUGAUCUGCAUAUGUUAUGUAUAGCUAUAGUAAUGUACCUUGUCAUGUAAGAACACUGAAUAACAUUUACAAAAAUGAUACCUCUACAUGUAGUUGUGCAUUGCAUGACCAUCAACCCAGACAAUUCGUAUUCCUUCUUGUUUGUUCCUUGAUUAGUCAUGUUUUCCUUCCCUUGUUAA
Lotus japonicus is the source of this 693-nucleotide messenger RNA. RefSeq names its product lactoylglutathione lyase. NCBI's taxonomy places the organism in Eukaryota, Viridiplantae, Streptophyta, Magnoliopsida, Fabales, Fabaceae. The transcript is spliced from 4 exons. Bases 78 to 503 code for a protein of 141 amino acids. The record is from RefSeq and is a predicted model, not a curated record.